UAGCUUCCACUUUGAAGUUUAAUAAUAAGAAUACAAGAGUGAAUAAUAUUUAGGAAAAAUUGAUGGGAAUAAUCCCACCUUUUGAGCGUCUGCGAUAAAUAAUCCCACCUUUGGGAUUUUGUUUUUUAAUAAUUCCACAUUCUGUUAUGUUCAUUCUCUUCAGCCUUGUAAUCCAUUUUGUUCAGUUCUAACUAACAUGCCUUCUAAUCUUUUCAGUUUUAGUUCUGUCUAAUAUGCCUUGUAGUCUGUUAUGUCAGUUAUAUUAUAAUCUGACUUGUAAUUUGUUCUGUUAAGUUUUAUUAUACCUUUUAAUCUACAAUUUUUUCAGAUAAAGGCUAGUCAAGCUAAGGGUGAGGCAAGCAAUCGAGGAAGAGGUAAAAAUAAAAGGUAUUGGACGUAUGAAGAAGAUGCGAUUCUAAUAAGAUAUUUGCAUGAGUUGAGUUGCGAUCUGAAGUGAAAGUGUGAGAAUGGGUUUAAGAAUAGUUACAUGAAUAAGUUGGAAGAGAUGAUCAAUGGUGUACUUCCUAAUUGUGGCUUGAGAGCGGUUCCCCACAUUGAGUCGAGGAUCAAGCAUUGGUCGGAGAAAUAUAGUGCAUUGGCGGAAAUGUUAUCCACCUCAGGAUUUGGAUGGGAUGCUGAGAAGAAGAUUCUACAAGUAGAUAAGUCGGUGUUCGAUGGUGGGUAAGGACUCAUAAGAAAAAGCUAAGGGGUUGCUUGGAGUUUUAUUCGUUCAUUAUGAAACUCUAGCAGAAAUAUAUGCAAAAGACAAAGCUACCGGAGAUGUAAGUGAGUCAUUCGUUGAUGCCAUAGAAGAUAUGUAUCAAGAGAUUGAUAAGCAACCAUUGAAUGUCGAGAGUGAUGAAGACGAUGAUGUGAAUUCUACUCAUUCGGACAGUUAUUCUUCUACAAGGCAAUCCGGAAAAUGCCUCAUGAAGAUAGAGGAUGAUCAUAUAACUCCUUCAAAAAUGGCAAAAGUGAAGGCUUCUACAAUUCAUUCUUCCGCAAGUGAUUCUACUACUCAAUACAAAAAACGCUCUAUAAAGGCGAAGGAGACUAAGGUGAAAGGAAAGAACAAGGUAGAUUUAAAGAGUUUGUGUAGGAAUGAUGAUGAUGAUUUGGUGGCCUCCCUCCAUGAUGUAUCCAACAAUUUUGGGAAGAUAUUUGAAAAUAACUAUGUUAAUCUUGGGACUAUGGCUAGUGCGUGGUCUAAAGUGGAAGAAAGGGAGCAAAGGAUGGAUGAAAAAUUGAACAAGGUUUUGGACGAAGUGAUGAAGUUAGAUGACAUUUCUCCAUCCGAGGCUUUAAAGUUGCUACAAUUCUCAUGGCGGAAGAACAUAAGCUCCGCAUCUUCUAUCAAGCUCCAACUAAUAUGAAGAAACAAUAUGCGAUUGAUCUUAAGAAGAAGUAGAAAGUUUUUUCCUAAGUUGUUAUGGAGUUAAUGUUUCAACGGAUUUUGAAUACAUUUUUUUUAAAAAAAAAAUUUGGAAUGCAAGAAUUUCAAUUCUUUUGUAAUUAAUAAUUUAUGUGACUUUGCCUAUAUCUAGUAUUAGUGGUGCUCUACAUUGCAUAAUGUGUAGCAAAAGUUAGCAAAGACAACAAAAAAAUAUAAGGAAAGUUAUUUGUUUCCAAGUUAUCUAUGCCAAAUAAGAGGAAACGGAUUGGUUGUAAUCGUUUACGUUUCCUUAGUAAUACCAAACAACUAGUAAGGUUAACACUAUAUAUUACCCUUUCCCCUUCUAAUUUGUUUCCAUUCCCUUACAUUUACUAAUUUGCUACCAAAUGCCCCCUAAAUCUUAUUAAAACUGGACCAAAUUACCUUAUUUUAGGUAGCUAAAAAAAAUUAAUACUGAUAAAUACAGUGUAUUAUUAAAACCCAAGUACUCAGUAGCUAAAAGAAAAUUUAAACAAAAAAUAAUCUUAA
Molecule: messenger RNA, 1921 nt
Organism: Chenopodium quinoa (quinoa)
Lineage: Eukaryota; Viridiplantae; Streptophyta; Magnoliopsida; Caryophyllales; Amaranthaceae
Exons: 2
Coding region: 816-1373 (185 amino acids)
Source: RefSeq, a predicted model, not a curated record